This is a messenger RNA of Parastagonospora nodorum SN15, 810 nucleotides long. RefSeq lists its product as hypothetical. NCBI's taxonomy places the organism in Eukaryota, Fungi, Ascomycota, Dothideomycetes, Pleosporales, Phaeosphaeriaceae. The record is from RefSeq and is a predicted model, not a curated record. The transcript has a single exon. The coding region runs from base 1 to 810 and encodes 269 amino acids.
AUGGCCUUGUCAAAGUCACGGUUCUGCAAGCGCAAACAUACCUCCAGCCAGGCAUCUGAUGGCGAGGAUACUCACCCCUCCUCGAAGCGCGAUGCACCCCCCGGAGAAAUUUCACCUCCAGAUGGCAUCAAAUCGCCAGCAAAGUCAGCCUCAGAGCUAUCUCCCAGUCAGAAGGGUAAGCAGCACCGACGGCUUACUGUGUCCCAGAGAAUCAUUUUAUGGAUCCUGGUCUACAUUGGCAAGGAUUUCAGAAUCAGUGAAUCUGGCGUCAAUACGGAAACGAAAAAGGAAUACCACAUCACUGCAAAUGUGCAGAAAAUGGUCAUGAGCUGCGCAGUACGGCGCAUGGAGAAAGCUAGGCGUGCAGGAAAGACAAACUACGAUCUAGCGGAGACAGUAUCCCGCGCUCUCGACAGGAUGAAAAAGUUGACCCAUCAACACGAGUAUCUCGACUUGAAGUGUUCUGACGGCGGACCCAGCGACUUCCGAGAGAGACUUGAGUGGGCAGACUUCCACGUGAUGCUCGCUGAAGAGCAGCUCGAAAAUGAAGCGGAAAUGGAGCCAAAGAAACAAAAGCCUCAGGAGCAAGAUAAGCAACGUUCGCGGAAGCAUGAUGUUGCGAAUAAGGACCAAGCCGAGGAUGAAGCUUCGCAAUACCCGAUGCAACAAUCAUGGCAGGGAAGCGACAUUGCCUCCCGGCGAGAAGGAGCUUCCAAAGCAGAACGUCGCAGAAGGCCCUACAGAGAGUCAGUCGAACCCCGAGCAGCAUGCACUGCACACCAACGAACCGGCCUCUGGACAAAGACUUGA